Messenger RNA from Puntigrus tetrazona (Sumatra barb), 4821 nucleotides. RefSeq lists its product as uncharacterized. The record is from RefSeq and is a predicted model, not a curated record. The coding region runs from base 778 to 3630 and encodes 950 amino acids. The transcript is spliced from 3 exons. NCBI's taxonomy places the organism in Eukaryota, Metazoa, Chordata, Actinopteri, Cypriniformes, Cyprinidae.
UCACUCUCAGGAGAUCAGGAUGAGUGUGUUUCUUCAUCAGAACUGUGUCUGUGUCUCGGUAAUGGAUGUGAAUUCUUCAUUUCUCCAAAACUAGAUGAAUGUAUUGGAGAGUCUCACUAAACCUCAUACUAUUAUAAGACCAGCAUCCUGUACAAGUGUGUGUGCGUGAUAAAGAUGAAGUGUUUUCCACUCGUGAUUACAGUCAUCAGUUUUUCAGAAGUGUUUUCUCUUCGUAUGACACCAUUUUUCUGUCCAGCGUUGCUUCAGUAGCUCCUGUCCAACGGCUUUGUUACAAAAACAAUGAAAACCGCUUUUUGUGCUGAGAUACACAUUCCAGCCGUGUGUGUGUGCGUGUGUGUGCGCGUGUGUGUGUGUAUACACGUGAUAUAUGUACAGUCUGUGGUGGAGGCUGUUUACAUUUGAGCAGGAUUCACUGCACAACUUUUAAUUAAUUUGUUAGGGUUGACUUCAGAGGGGCUGUAGUUAGACCAAUGGGCGGAGUCUUGCGAAGGCCACGCCUCUCUUCAAAUACACAGCCACACUUCACUUAAAGCUCUCUGUCUCCGCUGUGCUGUUUAGUUCACGGUAAACCUGCAUCACGUCUUUCAUUUCAUGACUAAUAUCAGCAGUGCAUUAAUAGUUUUUCUGAGUUUUGCUAUGCUUUCACCUGUACAGUUAAUGCAAAAAACUACUGUAUAAUAAAAACUAUUCUGCUAUGAUUCUUCUGCUACUAAAAGCAAAAGGAAUACGUGUUUAUGACCUGUUUAAGAAUACUAGAUGGAUUUCCUGAAGGACCCACUGUAUGCCAAGUACAGCACUUUCCCCGGAUGGCAUUCUUCACACAUAUAUCAGCACAAGCCUUCUACAUCCACUCGCCUGCAGCACCUGUCGGAGUACAAGGGCUCAACUGCUGAGCCAAAAACAUGGGUGCCGUCAGGAACCAGAACUACUCAGGAUAUUUAUGACUUUACCAAGCAGACUGAUAUACCCUCGAUCGCAAAUUUUUGUUCACACACCAAGUUAUCGCACAGAGAAUUAUCUGAUUACACUGGUGACGUGAGCAAUCGUGUACCAAUAGAAAAGCAGAGAUCAGAUAAAGGGAGGCAUGCAGAAAGAGACCAAGGGUGGGAAAACACAUGGCCAAUGAACUACAGAGAAAUAAGAGAAAACUUUGGAGCGAACAGUCGUAAUGUGAUGCAAACCUACGCCGACUGCUAUACUCGUACGCUUUCCAAAAAACCACUUCGCUUUGAGUCUGGGGAGCGGAGGUCAUCUAGGUGUGCUUCAGACAUGGGAAGUGGCCAGUGGGCUCUUAGUCCAGACAUUACUGAACAAUUCCAGCCAACUGCUUUAACAUCACAGAAAAAAGACAAAACUGAGCUCAUCGGGGAACAAUGGUGGAAAUGGAGCCCUCGGAAUUCAAGAAAUACAGAGAGUGUUUUACCAGUAGGAUCAUUUAGACAGCCUCCAUCCUACAUGGCACCACCAGCAUACAGCUCCCCGAGGAACGGUGAGAAGAGAGCGGGAACACCUGAAACCUCUGCAGGGGCAUUUCAGGAGAGUAGGACCGUACCCUUUACGGAUCUGACAGAAACACAUCCUGCACCAAACAAUGGACAUUAUUUACAAAAAAAUGACCAGACACAGAACACAGAGAGAUAUCACAGUGAUAUCACGGAUGGACAACGCUAUCUGGACGCCUUAAAUACAUCCACUGUCCUGCAGUACACAACAAUAAACACCAAACCACAGCUUCAGUACAGAGAGUCUCCACAGAUGAUCCAUCCUGAUAUUACUCGGACAAAGCAGAUCAAACUCCCAAGAAGAAAAGGCAGCGAGACUGUGUUUUGUCUAGUCUCCCGAAUGGGAGAGGUGUCAGGCUUGUCCAGUUCUCCAGAGGAGCCACUUAAAUCUCAUGUGUUACCGCUGUUAACCGACUGCAAGCCGGAUUACAAGACACUCACUACUGAGCAGACAAAUGCACCUCAGCACAGUGAUGACAGCAGACACAAUCAGGAUGUGUGCUUGCAGAAGGACAAAACUGUUGGGCAGCUCCAUGAAUCCUUAAUGUUUGGAGAGUAUGGGCACGCACCCCUAAAUGAAACAUCCAGUUCUAUCCAGGACCUCUGUAAUGCAACAGAACCAGAUAAAAAUAAGGAAGAGCUGCAAUAUUAUGUCCAAGGGAAUGACUCAGACUCAAACGAUUUAGCCCAGAAGUCAACUAUGCAGACAGACGGACCAUGCAUGGAAAUCAUAGAGAAAUUCCCAUUGUGGAAAGAACCAAAAUAUCAGCAUCCCUCGACCGGUAUGCCUGAGCAAACAAGAAACAAUGAGCCUGAAGUUAGCAAUCCCUCAACAAAUGAACAACAGAGUCUUGUGCUCAUUGACGCAACCUGUGUUGUUGUCAAGGUUGAGCUUGUACUUCUUCCAGAAAAAGAGCAUGUCCAGUAUGUGUGUUUGACAGAAGAGAACCCUUCGCCAAGUGCUAGAGAGGUGACCGAGGAGCAGAAGCAGCACAGCAGUGCCGCAGUGCAGGAGGAGACUCCUGAAAACAUUACUUUGGAUGAGAGAGUAGGAGGCAUUCUUGAAGUAACACAUGAGCAUCCCAGGACAAGUGUACAGACACACAAGAGCGUUUCAGAAGAACAUUACAGCUUCUGUGAGAGUCACAAAGUGCAUCCAGUAAAAGAGUUUGAGCAAUCUCCAUCCAUAGCAGCAACUGUUGAUCGGCAGCAAGAGCAAGAAAAUAAACCGGUGCUGGGACAUUCCCAGAGAGAGACAACACCGGAGAGUAAUGAUGGCGUACAGGAAACCCUCAACAUAAUGAAAGUGGAAGAGCAAACCGCUGCACAAGAACCUGAAUCUGUGCUCGAAGACCUUGAGGAUUUCUCAAAUGCAAAACCCACAUCUGAAAAGACCACCAUAUAUUUGAAUCAAUCCACAGAACAAGGGCAUGGACUUGCACUGGAGGACAGUGUGGUUGAGCAGAGUACACAGAAGGAUAAUGAGAACCAAACAGAUGCUAAAGACCCAACAGAAGACAACCUCUCAGAUGAUAACCAAGAACUUGUUUUGGAUUGCUCUACAGCUGUUCUUGGGAAAAGUGCAGAACAUUGCAUGAAAGAUGCUUUAGCUUUCAGUGUGGGUUCCAGGACUCUCAGAAGGUCGAGCUCUUCGCCUCAUUUGUCAUUUACCUCUGCUUCCAAACCCUUGGAUGUAUCAGCUAUUUCUCCUGUGGUUUCUCACACCGAGAACGAGCCGCCGCUGCCUACAUCUUUCACUAACCCAGAAAGCACCCAGUGCUCCGGUUCUCCCAGUGUUCAGACAUCUUCACCUCCCUCUCCGUCUUCUACUCCACUUCCAGAAGCUUUCGAAGAUUCAACUCUCCCACAGACAGGACACGUUCCUUCUGAUGUUUCACUCUGUACUCCAUCUCUCCGUGAACAAAAACCAAAGACCCAGCACGCCGAGUCUCUGUGGGACGCGGUGAGUCGUAUACGCAGACACACUGCUCCUGACUCCGAGACGGAGGACGAGGAACAGUCUGAAAGUGCAGACAAUGACUUACUUUAUCAGAGACUGAACACAGAAGAGGAAGGAGAAUCUGAGGAUAAUACUUUAGAGAACUGAACAAAAACAAAAGCUGUCUCUACUCCUGUGUUAGAAAACACUGUGUGUAUGCUAUCAGUACAAGACUAGGGUGUAGUGAAAUAACAACAACCCCAGUGACACCACACCAAUAUUUGACACUCUGUAUUAGCGGUAAGGAUUUUACAGUAAGACUUUUUUGCUGUAACAAGUGUCUUAAUGAGCGAGUCAUUGAAUCUUUCACUCAACCUAUUAGUUCAGAAAUUAAUUUGUGAAUGGAGCAUCACCUGCUGUGUGGCGUUGUGUGUGAAUACAGUGUAGUUCUAGACUAAAUGUGAAUGUGCAUUCAUUUAUAUCUCUUGCAAAAAAACAAAUUUAGCAUUCAUCAUAAUUAGUUAAAACUGAAUAAAAAUGAUGCAUUAAUGAAAUAUGUUAAUACAAAUGUCUCUAAUUCCCUUUUAUUUACCGAUGUCUGAUCCAGUGUCAUUAGUUCACCUUUACAUAUCACCAGUACAAUCUGAUUAAACAAAUAUUAAGCAUAUUGUGCCGCGCUGUCCCUGUGGAGGGAUCAGAAUAAAGCUUGAACCUGUUACUUUUGACCUGUACAAUCAAUCAAUAUAUAAAUGAAUUAAUUAAUGAUAAAAUAUGGAUAAAAAAUCAAUUGCUCUAGCAAUCACCAAUACAGAUAUUUGCUUUUUAUAUAAAUAGUCCUUUGUAAUAUAUUUCACUUUUACAAUAGUAGGUCUAGAGCAGGGGUCACCAGGUUCAGUCCAGGAAGUGUUCAGCUCCAGCUCACCUGCCUGGAAGUAAUUGAUUAUCUGCUUCAGGUGUGUUUGAUUAGUGUGAAAGUUCAAAUGCUGUAAGAUUUGUGCAUUUUCUGCAAGAAAUGUAAGUAGUGUUAGACCGAGGGAGCGAAACUCAGUUCCUUUAGGACCAUUUGAUUAAACUCUAAACACACUUGAUCCGGCUCAUCCAGUCCCUUCAGCUUCUUAAACUCCUCUUUACAAGUCAAAAACACACCGAGUAGUUCUUUUUUUUUGCUUGUUUUUUUAAAUGAAUUCUUCUCAAGAAUUGCGACUUCAACAGAUUACAGGGUCUCUCUGCACGAGCUCCACGCUGAACGCCUGAGGUAACACGCGGUCGUAGAAGUCCUGAGCGCCGUGUUCUCUGCGCAUCGCUGAGGCCAGGAACACAACGGCCCCGUCCCGGCUCAGAUGAGCCAGCGUGUCCACG